ACUGGUCACUCCUCAGAGUCUCCGUUUCUGCGCAGAGAUCACAGAGGAACCACAAAAAAGGAAAGAAGGAAAUAUGGGGAGGAAGAAGGGAGUGGUUUUCGACGAGGGAGCUCCAGAUGACUUCGACCCGGAGAACCCGUACAAGGACCCGGUUGCCAUGCUGGAGAUGAGGGAGCACUUGGUCAGAGAGAAAUGGAUCGACAUCGAGAAGGCCAAAAUCCUCCGGGAGAAAGUCAAGUGGUGCUAUCGGGUUGAAGGGGUUAAUCAUCUUCAAAAAUGCCGCCACCUCGUCCACCAGUAUCUCGACGCCACACGCGGCGUCGGAUGGGGGAAAGAACAACGCCCCCCUUCUCUCCACGGGCCUAAAGUCGAAGCCGGAGUGGCUGAGUAAUUUGUUGGAUUCUGUAAGUCGAGGUGAUCGACUUUCCCAUAGAAAGAUGUAUAAAGUGGAGAGAGGCUGAGGUUUGGAGAUCAACCAGCAUGGUGGUGUUGCUGUUAAUUUCUUUUGCUUUAUUAAGACCUUACUGCAUCUUUAAUUUUGAUUUGUAUGUAAGCGCCAAUCAUGAUGGCUUUGGCUCUAGACAUUUUGUGCUCGCCUGGUCGCAUGGAUGCCAACAGCUACUUGAAUCAAAUGAAUUUCGAGGAUAAACAAUAAAUUUUUACAUUCAUCCGUUGCUUUCUAGAGCUGUUCUGAUAAUCUUGAGCUUCUGUAUGGCUUCCAGUUACAUAGAGG
This is a messenger RNA of Coffea eugenioides, 733 nucleotides long. Its product is annotated as NADH dehydrogenase [ubiquinone] 1 beta subcomplex subunit 10-B. The coding region runs from base 74 to 391 and encodes 105 amino acids. NCBI's taxonomy places the organism in Eukaryota, Viridiplantae, Streptophyta, Magnoliopsida, Gentianales, Rubiaceae. The record is from RefSeq and is a predicted model, not a curated record. The transcript has 3 exons.